Zasmidium cellare ATCC 36951 is the source of this 1182-nucleotide messenger RNA. RefSeq lists its product as uncharacterized. The transcript has 4 exons. The record is from RefSeq and is a predicted model, not a curated record. Lineage: Eukaryota; Fungi; Ascomycota; Dothideomycetes; Mycosphaerellales; Mycosphaerellaceae. Bases 1 to 1182 code for a protein of 393 amino acids. Gene Ontology annotation, molecular function: DNA-binding transcription activator activity, RNA polymerase II-specific; zinc ion binding. Gene Ontology annotation, biological process: regulation of transcription by RNA polymerase II.
AUGGUACGUCAAAUCGAACGCAGAACACACACCAAGUCCAGGAAGGGAUGUCUACAAUGCAAGAAGCGACAUGUCAAGUGCAAUGAGUCGAGACCGCAAUGUGGACGAUGUGAACGGUUGGAGAUUGAUUGUACGUGGCCUGUCAAGAAGCCAGUGCAGGCUUCGAAGGAAGAAGAUGCGGCGAGUUGUCCUCCGGUGAAGGAGGUUGUGACCACGACUGUGUCGCCCAGUAGGAGCUCUGCCAAUACUGCUAUUACGGCACCGCCUGAUUUCCUUGAUGUUGAGAAUUUGAAACUCUUGCAUUAUUGGUAUCUGAAUACUUCUCUAACGUGUGCCCAAGCGGGACAGCAGCACAUAUGGCAAACAUCCGUCCCAGAGCUCGGUUUCCGCCACCACUUCCUCCUCCGCGGCCUCCUCGCCACCGCCGCUAUCCACAAAGCCACAAUCCACCCAGACGAAGCCGAAGAGCUCCUCCUCCAGUCUUCCCGACACAUGGACAUCGCCCUCGCCACUUUCAGAGAUCACCUGAGCAGGCCCGACCCAGCGACUUGCAUCCCAGUUUUCGCGCUCGCUUGUCUGCUCGUGAUGCAUCGCCUGGGUCUCGCACAGGUCCAAACCCCCACAGACCCCAUCGAAGAACUCUGCAUCUUAGCGCGACUAUCGCGGGGAAUCAAACCCACAGUCAGCAUCUACUGGGACAGGAUCCUCUCAUCGGAAAUGGGCCCCGUGGUUCGGGGCGUCACAGAGCGAAAAUCCGCCGCCGCGGAGUCCUCCUUUCCGGAGGUCCACCACCUCGCAGACCUCAUCAAUGAAAACACGUCUCUCGACGAGACUUACAAAAAAAACUGCCUCUCCGCACUCGAAGACCUGCACUCCACCUUCGCCACCAUCCCCGGGCCAACCGGCGACGUGGCCCAAGCGUUCAUCGGCAGGAUCUUCAGCUGGACGGCGAAUUUGUCCGAUGGGUUUCUGGAGGGGCUGGAGGGGAAGGAGGGGGUGGCGAUAGCGGUUUUGGGGGAGUUUGCGAGGUUGUUACGGGGGACUGGGGAGGGGGUUUGGUAUAUGCGGGGGUGGGCGGGGUGGAUUUUGGGGGAGGUUGAGAGGGGUUUUGGAGAGGGGGAGGGGGGAUGGGAGGUGGGUGAGGGUGGAUAUUCGAUGCAAUUGAGGAGGUUACGGUGUUGA